Molecule: messenger RNA, 477 nt
Organism: Herpailurus yagouaroundi (jaguarundi)
Lineage: Eukaryota; Metazoa; Chordata; Mammalia; Carnivora; Felidae
Gene: HBZ
Product: hemoglobin subunit zeta
Exons: 4
Coding region: 1-477 (158 amino acids)
Biological process (GO): oxygen transport; hydrogen peroxide catabolic process
Cellular component (GO): blood microparticle; hemoglobin complex; haptoglobin-hemoglobin complex
Molecular function (GO): organic acid binding; iron ion binding; peroxidase activity
Source: RefSeq, a predicted model, not a curated record
AUGUCUACAGAGUGUGUCUCAGAGCUCACCGAACGACUGCAGUGUAAAGAGGCCAGCAGCGACACGUGGCGACCAGAACGUCCUUCACGGCUGACCGCAAUGCAAAAUGGUUCCUCCAAUGCUCAGGUCCCGCCGUCCCGCAGGCUCUUCGCCAGCUACCCCCAGACCAAGACCUACUUCCCGCACUUCGACCUGCGCCCGGGCUCCGCGCACCUGCGCACGCACGGCGCCAAGGUGGCGGCCGCCCUGGGCGAUGCGGUCAAGAGCAUCGACAACAUCGCGGGCGCCCUGUCCAAGCUGAGUGAGAUGCACGCCUACGUUCUGCGCGUGGACCCGGUCAACUUCAAGCUCCUGUCCCACUGUCUGCUGGUCACGGUGGCCUCGCACUUCCCCGCUGACUUCACGGCUGACGCCCAUACCGCCUGGGACAAGUUCCUGUCCAUCGUGUCCUGCGUCCUGACCGAGAAGUACCGCUGA